Messenger RNA from Gastrolobium bilobum, 990 nucleotides. Its product is annotated as binding partner of ACD11 1-like. The record is from RefSeq and is a predicted model, not a curated record. The transcript has 5 exons. Bases 1 to 990 code for a protein of 329 amino acids. NCBI's taxonomy places the organism in Eukaryota, Viridiplantae, Streptophyta, Magnoliopsida, Fabales, Fabaceae. Gene Ontology annotation, molecular function: RNA binding.
AUGGCGGUAAGAUCGGUGAAAGUCAGCAACAUCUCUUCAGGUGUAACACAGCAAGAAUUGGAGGAAUUUCUGACCUUUCCUGGCAAAAUCGAAUAUAUUGAAAUGCAGAGUGAUAAGGGAAGUUCCCAAGUUGCAUAUGUUACCUUCAGUAAUCCAGAUGGAGCAGAAACUGCAGUUCUUCUAUCGGGAGCAGUGAUGGCUGGACAGUCUAUAACCAUAGCUUUGGCUCCAGAUUAUGCUCUACCUGCCUCUGCUGCAUCUACAUUGCAAACUGCAAAUGAGACCAAAAAUGCUGACACUGCUGAAUCUGGUUUGAGAAAGGCAGAGGAUGUUGUCAGCAGCAUGCUAGCCAAGGGCUUCAUUUUGGGCAAAGAUGCAUUAAACCGUGCAAAAGCCUUUGAUGAAAAGCACCACUUUACUUCCACAGCCACAGCAAAAGUUGUUUCUUUGGACCAAAAGGUUGGUAUUAGUGAAAAAAUCAGUGCUGGUACAACUUUGGUGAAUGACAAAGUAAAAGAAAUGGAUGAGAAACUUCAAGUUUCGGAGAAGACUAAAUCUGCAAUUUCAGUAGCUGAGAAGUCAGUGAGUAAUGCUGGAUCUGCCAUCAUGAAGAAUCGUUAUGUGUUAACUGGGGCUACAUGGGUCACUGGUGCUUAUAAUAAGGUUGCUAAGAAAGCUGAGGAGGUGGGACAGAAAACAAAGGAGAAGGUUUUAGCUCAGGAUAAUCAAGGAAAGACAGAAGGCCAUGUUGUCCACACCAUUAUGCCUGAACCUCAACCUCCCAAUACAGCUAAUCAACCAUCCAAACCUGAAUCUCCACAGGCCACCAUGGCUGGUCAACCUCCCAAUACAGCUAAUCAACCAUCCAAACCUGAAUCUCCAAAGGCCACCAUGGCUGGUCAACCUCCCAAUACAGCUAAUCCACCCUCCAAACCUGAAUCUCCACAGGCCACCAUGGCUGGUCAACCUUCCAAUCCUACAACAACUUAA